UCGAGCUGAAAACCACCUCCGAAAAUGCACUAAGCAACGCCGUGGCGCACACUAAGCAGCCAGUGGACUUAUCAAUGCACAUCAAACUCCAUGCAACGUCUCCAAACACUUCCCUUUCCACCAUUUAGAUUGCUGCAUUCUUCCCCAUCGGUUUCGAAUCGCAGGCUGCAAGCCUUGCGCUCGGCCUCCGGCUUGUCGCAACCUUAUCUGCGAUGCCCCUAAGUCAUUCCCGGCUAGCGAGUGAGUAAUGGUUGGAGUGCCCGGUCGCUCAAAAGGUUGCAAGACCUGCAGGGCGAGGAAGAAAGGAUGUGACCUUCAGCGGCCUCAAUGUGGCCAAUGUAUUCGCAGCAAGGUCAUGUGUGGCGGCUACAACCGAGACCUCACAAUCAUUCAGCAUAAUCCCUCUAUUCCCGUACCAAGAAGCCGUACAGAUCUGUCACGCCGAACCGCUGCAAAGCCACGACCAGACCAGACAGCCUUGCACUUGCGAGCGGUGUCAUCCUUUGAACCCUUGCCACAGAACCUUGGUUGUUCAGCGUUCGAGACUAAGACAUUUGAGCUUUUCUGGACCGACUUCCUUCCCAGAGACCACCGGUGUAGUACUCAACAUUAUGGUAUCCCUGCAGUGACCCAGUGGGCAAAGGCCAUAGAGAAAUACAGUCCUGGCUGUGAGGUUCUGAGGUCUGCGUUUCGCGCUGUGAGCACUUCAAGGAUUGGGUUGACUAGCGGAAACGCAGCCAUGACACAGCAAGCGAUCGAGCUUUAUGGGAGAGCUCUCGCCCAAGUCAACCGGGCUCUGAGAGACCCGCAGCAGGUCGGAAGAGUCGAGUUGGUUGCUUCCUGUAAACUGCUUGCGAUGUUCGAACAAUAUAACAGUGCCAAGGACAGGAGGGCUCCAGGUACGAACUGGAUAAAACAUGUCCAAGGCGUAGGUCGACUCAUUGAGCUCCGAGGGCCACAGCAGCAUUGUUCGGAUGACGAGCACAUCAUGUUCAUUGAUGCCCGUUUACCACUAGUCAUCGCUGCUAUUGGUCUCCGGAAAGCGACGUACCUUGCAAGACCAGAGUGGAAUACUUUGCCAUGGGAGAGGAAGCCGAAGACGAUCAGAGACGAGUUGGUCAGUAUUUUUGCGCUCUUCCCCGCCAUUCUCGCAGAGCACGACACCAUUCAGUUGAGCAUGAAAACCCCGAACUGUGCAGAGUUAGCGAAACUUCAAGGCUUGGUAAGGCGGUGUUGGAGAAUAGACCAACAACUACAAAGAUGGAGUCAACGAUUUUCCCGUCAGCUAUCAGACUCCCCCCUUAAGAUACGUUUGAUGGCGGAUGCCUUCACGUCUGACCCGGGAAGUCUCUCACCUGAGGAUUUCGUACCUUUAGGAUACGACGUCCUAUAUACGGCCGUUCUAUAUUGGACUGCAUGCUUAUAUACCUAUAACUUCCUGCACACUGCUAUCAAAACUUUGUCAGAACAUGAAUCAGACAAAGCGCACGUAGUGCUUCCAACGAGGACGUAUCCGAAACUCUACGCGAUAAACAUCUCCCGAUUGACGAAGUACUUCUUCAGAGAAUACUCGGGCUUGUUUUCUAGUCAAGCUAUCACUUUCCCUCUUAGUUCAGCUCUACAGUAUGUCGCCGAAGCUGGGGGAGACCCAGAAGUAGAGUUCGCCGAACUUGUGAACACGAUGCAACAGUUGUCAAAAAUGCCAUCUUAUUCCUGGAUUGGACACUUCAUGCGCGGCAUGCGAGCGGCAUGUGUGUCUCAUAGAGACCUGCUUGUGUUAGGGUCAACAACAUCUGAUUCGGUCGAUACACCGUCUUUGUAGGCUUCGCACGGUUCUUUGUGUCAAUGUCGCUUUAUUACGGCCGUGCAACACUCCUUGGACAAAGAAUAUCCAUGAGUGCCUUUGUCUAGACAAAGCCAGAUAGGUCGAGUCGCGCCGCGCCUUCGUAGCAACACCUCCGAAUGGCAUCUUGUUUCGGCCAAA
Mytilinidion resinicola is the source of this 1984-nucleotide messenger RNA. RefSeq lists its product as uncharacterized. The transcript has 5 exons. The coding region runs from base 248 to 1822 and encodes 524 amino acids. NCBI's taxonomy places the organism in Eukaryota, Fungi, Ascomycota, Dothideomycetes, Mytilinidiales, Mytilinidiaceae. Gene Ontology annotation, biological process: regulation of DNA-templated transcription. Gene Ontology annotation, molecular function: DNA-binding transcription factor activity, RNA polymerase II-specific; zinc ion binding. The record is from RefSeq and is a predicted model, not a curated record.